Python bivittatus (Burmese python) is the source of this 2381-nucleotide messenger RNA. NCBI's taxonomy places the organism in Eukaryota, Metazoa, Chordata, Lepidosauria, Squamata, Pythonidae. The record is from RefSeq and is a predicted model, not a curated record.
CUGUAUUCUACCCCUGAGUUCUCCUUGUGUGCUGUCUGCCUUUCCUGAUUGCCUGUCUCUGGGACCUCCACUGAGAAUUCUGGGGGCAAGUAGCAGGGUUCUCAUCCUGCCCGAAUUACCAUGGCUUCCUGGAAAAGCUGUAUGCUUGGCCUUCUUUUGGUCCUGCUCUGUUCAUUCCAGCUUCCUAGAAUACAGGGACAGCAACAACAUCACCAUAGUGAUGUAGAAUACCAUGGAAACGAACAACAUCAUCCCAAAGAGCAUUACCAGGAUGGUCACCAUGAUCAACAUGCUGAAGAUAAUGGUGAUGGUGAUGAUGAUGAUGAUGGCCAUACUCACCACCAUGCUGCUCACUAUAAGGAUGCUGGGCAUUACCAGGAAAGCCAUCAUUCUCAACAUGAUGAUGAUGAUGAUGAUGAUAAUGAAGAGGAACAGCAUCAUCCUCAUGGUGCAGAUCACCAUAUUGACCACCACCACCAUGAAUGAUGAUAAUGAUGAUAAUGAUGAUGAUAGCCAUGGCAGGCAUCAUCAUGAUAAAUAUAAUGGGAAUCAUCACCAUGAUGAUGACCAUUAUCAUCAGGGACAUCAUGGUAACCAUCAUCACCACAGUGACAAUUAUGACAAAGAGGAACACCAUCAUGGAGACCAUCAUCAUCAUGAAGACAAUGAUGAAGAUGAUGCUGAACAUCACCACCACCAUCAUCAAAGGCAUGAUGAUGAUGAUGAUGAUGAUGAUGAUGAUGAUGAUGAUAAAGAUGAUGAUGACAAUCAGCCACAUCAUGACCAUCACAGCCACCACCAACACCAAAAAGAUGAUGACAAUGAUGACAAUAAUGAUGAUGAACACCAACACCACCAUCACAGACAUCAUGGAGAUCACCACCAUGAUGAUCAUGAUAAUGAUGAUGAUGAUGAAGAAGAAGAAGAUGAUGCUCAUCAUCAUCGCCAUCACCAAAAGCACCAUCACCAUCACCGCCAUCAUGAAGAAGAAGAAGAAGAAGAAGAAGAAGAAGAAGAAGAAGAAGAAGAAGAAAGCAAUGAUAGUGAUGAAGAUGAGGAUGAGGAUGAAGAUAAGACUCACAGGCAUCAUCACCACAGUGACCAUCAUCAUCAUAGGAAACAUGAUGAUAAAGAAGAGGAGUCUGAUGAAGUAACUUCUGAGGAGAAGGAUGAGCAUAAGCAUGAACAACACAGACAAAAGCACCACAAGCAUGAGGGCCAUGAAAAAGCCAAGAAGCACCAUAGAGAGGAAGAAGAAGAGGAUGAGGACGAAGAGGAAGAUGAGGAAGGUGAAGACACUGAGUAUGAAGCAGGUUCUGUUUGCCACUACUGUGCCUUCUGCAAGCACUGUGGGGAGUGUGACAAGUGCCCUUGUAAAGAUGGGGACAGCAGUGACUACUGUAUGAGCUGCCAGUAUUGUCAUUUCUGCUACAUUUGUCCUGUGUGUGAGACAGCCUGUGCGCCAGGAAGCAUCGUAGAUGAAUUGUCUGGAGCCUUAUUUCAGACAAUUGCUACCAUAUUUGAGCAGCAGAAACACUGAAGCGCCCUCUGGUGGAGAAGCAAAAUUUAGGAGAGAUGGUGACCCUUGACCUUUAGAGCCAAAUUGUAAACAAGGGCAAAUGUAUGGUUGUUCUUUUCAGCAGUUUUUCCCUCUUCCUCAUUUUUUGCAAAGCCUCCUAAGGUUGCUUUUCUCCUUUUGGGGAAAAAAGCAGGAGGAUUCUUCUAUUUUUCCUCAGAAGGCAGGAGAGCAAGCUGGGGUUGAUACCAAGUGGACAAAAUGGGAAGAAAAGGGGAGAUGUUGCAAACCAUCUGCUUCCCUCCUUUGUUUGCUCCUAAAAUCUACCUUUUGCAACUGCUUUUGAUUAAAAUAAUUUUUAAAAACUCCCAGUGGGAGGAAGAGUCAUAGAACUGUUGUCUUGCGCAAUUGGGCUUUUAUAAAGAGCAGGGAGGCUCUCCCCAUGUAAGCUAGGGUGCACUGUGUGAGAAGAUCCAGCUUUACCAAGGCAUUUCACCUUGAGAUAAGGAAUACCUAUUGUCAAUCUAUUGUGUUUUCCUAGCCAUUAAAUCUUUGAGGAUCUGAUCACACUUGCAGCUUACUCCUGAGCAAUAGGUCUACUCUCAUGCUUUAGUCCAGCUUUCCCCCACUCAUGACCUCCAGAUUUGUUGGAGUGCAACUCCUAUGUCCGCUACAAGAGGAAUCAGAGCCCACCAUCUCUGGAAAGCACCAGAUGGAGGAAGACAGUCUUAGCCGAAGGAGCCAGAAUAGGAGAUGAUUCAUAUUAUUGUGAGUUUGCCUCAUUUGAUGUUUGUUUCUGAAAUGUGACUUGGUUCAGUGAAAAAUUGCCUGUCUAACACUAUAAUGAAAGUUGGAUCUAUUGGAA